UCCUCCUACUUCAUCUCUCACAAAAUCCCACUCUCCAAUUUCCCCAUUUUUCGAUCAAAUUAAUGUUUCAGAAAAUUUGAGCAAGAAUGUCGGUAUCCUCCAUAACAAUCCCUUGUCUUCAACCUUCAUGGCGGUUCCCGUCGCAAAAAGCGCCGGCGAGACGUCGUUCAAAGGUGGGCUCUGUUUCUCUACCCAAAAUCUAUGCGGUGGAUCAGUCGUCGCCGUCCGUUCAAACGCCGCAGCGGACGACGAAGCUUCCGUUGAGGAAGAUUCCCGGCGACUAUGGUCCGCCGGUGCUCGGAGCGUUGAAGGACCGGCAAGACUAUUUUUACAAUCAGGGGAGAGAAGAGUAUUUGAAAUCUCGAAUGCAUCGGUAUGAAUCCACUGUUUACAGAACCAAUAUGCCGCCGGGUCCGUUCAUCAGUUCCGAUCCUCGAGUUGUCGUUUUGCUCGACGGCAAAAGUUUCCCUGUUUUGUUCGACAAUUCUAAGGUUGAGAAGAAGGAUCUCUUCACCGGAACUUACAUGCCUUCAACGGAACUCACCGGCGGCUACCGGGUUCUGUCUUAUAUUGAUCCGUCGGAGCCGAUUCACCAGAAGCUUAAGCAACUGCUGUUCUUCCUCCUCAAGUACCGCCGGGAUAAAAUCCAGCCGGAAUUUCACUCUGUUUUUUCAGAGCUUUUCGAUACUCUGGAGAAGGAUUUGGCCGCCACCGGUAGAGCAAAGUACAAUGAUCCCGGUGAACAGGCGGCGUUUAAUUUCUUGGCUCGAUCUCUCUACGGUGUUAAUCCGGCGAAUACCAAAUUGGGCCAAGACGCUCCGAAAUUGAUUGGGAAAUGGGUUCUGUUCCAGCUUGGCCCUGUUUUAAAUCUCGGCCUCCCCAAGUUCGCCGAGGAGCUCCUCCUCCGCACAGUCCGGCUACCACCGGCGCUGGUUAAAGCCGAUUACCAGCGGCUUUACGACUUCUUUUACCAGUCGUCGGCUGCGGUGUUUGAAGAAGCCGAGAAAUUGGGGAUUUCGAGGGAAGAAGCUUGCCAUAACUUGCUCUUCGCGACAUGUUUCAAUUCAUUCGGAGGAAUGAAGAUUUUCUUCCCCAAUAUGCUCAAAUGGCUUGGCCGCGCCGGAGCAACUCUACACGGCCAACUCGCGCAGGAGAUUCGUACCGCCGUUAAAGCCCACGGCGGGGAAAUCACAAUGGCGGCUAUGGAACAGAUGCCGUUGAUGAAAUCGGUGGUGUACGAAGUGUUCAGAAUCGAGCCGCCGGUGCCAGUUCAGUACGGUCGGGCGAAGCAGGAUCUUGUGAUAGAAAGCCACGACGCGGCGUUCGAGAUCAAAGAAGGGGAAAUGAUUUGUGGGUAUCAGCCAUUUGCGACCAGAGAUCCGAAAAUCUUCGACAGAGCCAACGAAUUCGUGCCGGAUCGGUUCAUCGGUGACGGCGAAAAGUUACUGCAGCACGUGCUCUGGUCAAACGGUCCGGAGACUCAAACGCCGUCACUUAAGGACAAGCAGUGCGUCGGAAAGGACUUUGUCGUUUUCAUCUCUCGCCUUCUUCUCGUCGAACUCUUCCUCCGAUAUGAUACCUUCGACGUCGAAGCUGCCGUCUCGCCGUUGGGCGCCGCCGUCACGGUAACUUCCCUGAAGAAGGCAAGCUUUUGAAGGGUAAAUGAAAAUAACCGUCAGGUAAGUUCGGGAUUCUUCUUGUGGGGUAAAAAAUGUGUAUAACAGCUAAGUAAUGGGCUUAGAAACAAAAAUGAUUGUGGCCCCCACCAGAUCUCAAUAUUUUACCAUGAAAUUUAAUCUUUAUUUU
This is a messenger RNA of Cucurbita maxima (winter squash), 1806 nucleotides long. Its product is annotated as allene oxide synthase 1, chloroplastic-like. The record is from RefSeq and is a predicted model, not a curated record. Gene Ontology annotation, molecular function: oxidoreductase activity, acting on paired donors, with incorporation or reduction of molecular oxygen; monooxygenase activity; heme binding. Bases 87 to 1655 code for a protein of 522 amino acids. The transcript has a single exon. Gene Ontology annotation, biological process: jasmonic acid biosynthetic process; sterol metabolic process. Gene Ontology annotation, cellular component: chloroplast thylakoid membrane; chloroplast envelope. NCBI's taxonomy places the organism in Eukaryota, Viridiplantae, Streptophyta, Magnoliopsida, Cucurbitales, Cucurbitaceae.